CAGCGGGUACAGAAACUAAGCAACCUUGGAUCGAUUUCCCCGUGUUUGUGAUUAUUAUUUUAUCGUUUGACGUUAAACGUUUACGCUUGAUGUGUGCCAAUAAUCAUUGAUGAAAUGAUAAAUAAAAGGGAUGUUUAAUGUGAUCAAGUUACGGUGAUGGCAUUAAGAUAAAAUGUUAUAGGUGUGUUUUAGUCUUCCUACAUACCGGUACGUAUAAAUGUAAGCUUAAAUAAAGGUUACAUCCGUCGGAGUAUUAUUGUGAACUUUUCGUCGGCGUUUGUGUGUAUGUGAAAUAAUGAUGUCCGUAAUAUCUCGUCGGGAGAAUCAGGUUAGCUGGACGACGACCGGGGAAACCACCGUCGUCGGCACCGGCAUUACCGGCGGCAAGAAGAGCAGUGAGCGGGAUAGGGAGCGGUAUCACCGACCGAGAGUGAGAGCGCUCGAGAUCACUGGCGAGAAUCUAGAGGACCUGCUGGCCUAUGAUGACCUCUUCCUCGACUACUUCAACGCAUUUCUCACACUUCCAGUAUUCCCACAAGCACUGCAUUAUAACCGGCUGACCGGAGCCUUCGAAGAGCUUCCCGGAACCGGAAGUCGUCCUGGCUCCACAGAGAGUCUGCCCUACGGAGUGACGGACGAUGAGCGCGACGCCAUGCUUCAGUGGGCGCGGAAGGAGCGACUCCCGCUCUUCCUCAGUACGCAGCUUUUCCGCGAGUUCAAGCUCUGCAAGUUGUUGUUGCGGCCCCUGGACGACCGCUACUCCGCCAGCCGGGGUUCGAGCCACCAGAUACGUGGCUACAGCCGGCAGUCGGAGAGCUACGUUUCGUCGCUUAGCAACAGCGCCGACAACAGCGCCAACGACGUCGACGACGAGGAUUUCAACUUUGAGGCACACUACAACGCCAGUCAGCUGUUCAAGUACCAGCGCCCCGGAAGUCGCGCACUCAGCGUGCCCGCGCCCAUGCACCUCGGCGAGGAUCCCUAUUACUACGAAGACGAGCGCGGCAGCACGACCACCCACACCCACACCACCUCCAAGACAGCAUCCUUCAAGUUCCGGUCCAAACGAGACCGUGACGAUGGCGACCCAGAUUUACGUCUGCAGCUGGGGAACGAGGAAGGGCCGCACGUGCCGAGGGAUAUCACCGUGACCUUUGACCCUGAUACAGCCGAGCACGAGAGCAAGUCGCAGCAGAGUCACAGCCGCCGCUCCUCGCGGAUGUCGCGCGGCAAACGCCACCUGCAGGCGGCACAACAAUCGGAAGCGGAAGCAGCGUUCCUCCGACACGCCAGGGUUCUGUCAGCGCCCAUUAAUUACGAGGAAUACAUGCGUCACCCGUACCGGGACUUCGACGAGAUGUUUGGUGAGGACGAACCGGAACCAGACGGCAACGUCUACGUGGCGUUUGACGACGAGGGCGUCAGCGAGGCGCAGACGGAAACUGACGUCAAGAACCUAGAGGGCCGCCUCAAGAUGACGUUUCAGCAGCUGAAGGAGAGCACGCUUGGAACGUUCUCAGGUAUGGAAGACUUCAAGGGUUUCCUGUGGGGCACAGCGGGCCGCCAGCUCGUAAACUUCUGGCUAGACUGCGAGUAUUUCAAGGACAGUAUGGAGAAGUUUGACGCCGUCGCCAUCGUGGAGGAGCGGAACAGGCUCUUCAGAGACAUCCAGGACAAGUUCAAGAUCCACCUUACGCGGGACGCCAAGGAGCAGAUCAGCAAGGCGGCCAGCAACGCGAGCCUCAGCCACUCCGUGUUCAUACGCACGCAGUACGAUGUGCUGCGCCGACUGCGCGCCUACUGGGUGCCGCGAUAUAUGCUUCACAUGGAAAGGGAGAGUCGAUUUAGUCACACUCCAACGAGGCUCGACUCUAACCGAUGGAUUACGGGUAAAUCUUCACUCAAAGACACUUUCUCUUUCUUCCCGUCGAUUAACCUUGUCAGUUCCAUGCCUGUCCGUCCAGACGAUGUACUCACAUACACACGAACCAGGAGCUGGGAAUGCGUCAGUAAGGGAGGUCGGCGACUGGAUGACAGAGUGACGUCUGCUAAAUACAGAACUGCUCCUUUGUCGGCUUCAUUAAGCGGCAUGUUGGGUUUCACCACUCAGAAACCCAGAUUUAAAAGGGCCACGAAAGAACGGUUUGUGGUUGCCUUAGCAGCAGACAAGAUGGCUGGUGGGCCGUUUGAGCGAUAUCUUGAAGAUCACCAAGACCAGACACUGCUACCAAGCCUGCUGUUCUGGCAGGAUGUAACAGAGUAUGGCGCUGCAGAGGAUCGCGCAGCAGACCGCAUGCUACGACUGUGUAACGCAUGGGCCAUCUAUAACAGAUACAUUGCUGAUGACAGUGACUUUAAUAUAGAUGUGUCUCCUAGCGAUAGAAACAAGAUCCACAAGUGCCUGACCUCAGCAAAUGACUUCGUGGACUCGGUGGUGUUCGAUCCUGCCAAGCAGCACGCCUGUGACCGGCUCGAGGACGGCUGGGUCCAGUACCUGAAGGAAGAUCUCAAAAUAUUCCUCGACUGCCGUGUUCGCCCUGGUGGCCCUACCCCACCCACUACGGCAGCCAUUGAGAUUGUCGUCACUAACGAUGAGGUCAUCAUCCAGAGACCUCGACCUUGGCAGAGAAAACUGGGUACCGCGGAUUUGGAACAAGCCAAGGGCCUAGGAUUGUCCCUGGAGGACAUGGACGAAGAACAGCGAGCCAUCAUUCGCGCAAAACGACGCGAAGCUCGCAAGGAAAUGGAGCGCGAACGACGUAAGGCCAUACGGGCCGCAUACAAACGGCUGAGAGAUUCCAAAAAGAAGCCAGGAGAUUCUUCCACCAACGACAACACGUCUAAGAAGGAUGAUGAAAUGGAUUAUGAUGAAAACGGGGAGAAGAAGUCAGCGCGACCUCCACCACCGUUCCAUGAGUUGAUCAGCAACAAAGCAAUCAUCUCAAGUUUCAAGAAGCACCUUGCUGAGCUCGAGGACAAGGAGAGCCAGAAUGCGGUGGCGCUGUUCACGGAUAUCGAGACCUUCCUGUCAUAUGGGUCCAACAAGAAAGAGGCCCAGAGACGGGAACAACACGCUACCUUCAUACAGAAGACUUAUAUAGAUCCACAUGGCAAGAAGAAAGUUGAACUACCGGAGAAAAUCAAACACAAACUUACAGACAAGGAACGCCCGAAGACUGCUGUCUUAAAGGAAAUACAACACACCCUGCAUGUGAAAAUCGACGAACAAUUCAAGAACUAUUUAGUUCAAAAAGCAGAUGAACAGGGGAUGGAUCCUGGUGACCUAGUUAAGCUUUCGCAGGCAGAGUUGACAAUGAGGCUCGGUAACGACACAGGGGGAAAUUGGAAGAAGGGUCGUGGCAAGGGAAAGGAAGACAGCAGUGUAACCACACCUCGUGGCCCCGGGAGCUCACAGAUGUUUGUGCGCCCAAAACGGGCUCGCUUUCACAGCAAGACUGGUCGCAGCCAGCCACAUAAAGAUGAUCGUGAGGAGUUCUACAAGGCGCUCAAGUCCUGUGCGGCAGGCACAAUGUCCAUCCAGAUGCUCUACUUCUACAAGUACCUGACCAAGCACGCAGAGGAAGACAACAUGCCACUCAUUGAUAAGGAUCUCUUCUUCUACAUUGAAGUGCAGAAAUUCAAGGAAUGCAGUCACCAGUUUGCGGAUGAAGAGUUACUGAGGAGGAAGGUCCAGUCACUCAUAGACUGCUUUCUGGAAUCCUUCACUUCACCCUCAUUACAGGUGGACAUAGGAACUGAGUUGCAGCAGAAGUCUCUACGAUCAGCACAGCGCUAUCUGCAGGGUAAAGAAGUGUUUUCCAAUAUCUUUGACGAGGCCCAGCUGGCGGUGUUCAAAGAACUCUUGCCGUAUUGGGCUGGAUUCCGGAAAACGUAUUCACCACCAGAGGACCCUGGGAAAAAACCAGUUACCAAGUACCAGAAAAUGUUGAAGAAGCGACUAGAGGUGAUUGACAACUAUGUGAUUCCGUCAAGUGAGUUCCGCCUGCCGAAUAUUCCCGAGGGUGCCAUAGCCGCGUUCACAUUCUCGCUGUCUGAUGGCGUCAAACUGCGGUACUCUGAACGAGAUGAUUUCAGUGAAGUUGGAGAGCACGUGGACUUUGACUCGGAAAUGUCAAAUGAGUUAACCAUUGGUGAGGAGCCCCACCGUUCGGACCUGUUCAGCGGCUCUGUUAGUCAGGCCAAGGUACGCAGCGCGAGUAUUGCCUCAUCCAAGAAAGAAACCAGUUCUGUCACUACCAAGUCAUAGCCACACAAGUGAUUUUAGUGAUAUUUAUUUAUUUAACUAUCAGCUGUGAUACGUAUGUGCACUUAGUUCUGCCAAAUCAUAGUUUUCAAACGAUUUGAACGUUGUUUUAUUUAUUUACUGGCUCAAUUUGUUCAACAACUCUCUGGCUAAACGCUUAUGUGGGAUAAGUUUAUGCAAAAAAAGUUUGAUGUUAACUAACUCUGUUGAUAGGACUAAGUAAAUGUAAAAUUAAAGCAUAACAAACAACAACAAGGAAAUGUGAUUUUUGUUUGUAUUUAAUAAUUUUCUUUUUCGCAGUCUUUCACUUAAUUGUUAGAUUGCAAACAGAUGUAUUUCAGUGUUCUGAAUAUUUGUGUUACCAGUAUUAUUGUCCCCUACCGGUGAAACCUGAGGGGACUUAUGGUUUGCGCUCCGUGUGUCAGUCUGUCUGUCACACUUUUCUGGAUCCUGUGAUAACUUUAAAAGUUCUUCAUAUUUUUUUAUGAAACUUUAAACAUGGACAGAUGGCAAUAUGGAGAUUAUGCACGUCAAUUCAUUUUGUUCUUACGUCAAAAAUUGUGGUUGCUAUGGCAACAAAUAAGGGUGGAGUUUCACCGGUAGGGAACAAUAUUGCUUGACAAUCUCUUGUAUAAAUAAAACUUAUACAAAUAUUUGUAGAAAAAUGAGUAUAUACCUAUGGUCACUUGCAAAAAUAAGUAUGUAUUUUAAAGGACAUCUCCACUCAAUGGCAAACUAUUUCUUUAAUAUAUGUGUGCUCUGUUGAAUAUCUUAUCCUGUUUGAUGGCAUACAUAUCCAGUCUGAUCCUGUUUGAUGGCAUACAUAUCUGGUCAGAUCCUGUUUCAUGGCAUACAUAUCUGGUCAGAUCCUGUUUGAUGGCAUACAUAUCUGGUCACAUCCUGUUUAAUGGCAUACAUAUCUGUUGUGAUCCUGUUUGAUGGCAUACACAUUCAGUCUGAUCCUGUUUGAUUGCCUACAUAUCCAGUCUGAUCCUGUUUGAUGGCAUACAUAUCCUGUUUGAUGGCAUACAUAUCCUGUUUGAUGGCAUAUAAAUCCAGUCUGAUCCUGUUUGAUGACAUACAUAUCUGGUCUGAUCCUGUUUGAUGGCAUACAUAUCUGGUCAGAUCCUGUUUGAUGGCAUACAUAUCUGGCCAUAUCCUGUUUAAUGACAUGCAAAGCCAGUCUGAUCCUGUUUGAUUACAUACAUAUCUGGUCUGAUCCUGUUUGAUGGCAUACAUAAUCAAGUCUUUAAAGUGAUUUACAUUCCCAUGUCAGACAUUUGUUACAAUAACAAUUGCUCUAUGUUUUGUUAUACAAGGCUGUAACAGGCAGCUCUGGUGAUCAAAUGUGUAUCAGUGACAUUAAUAAACCAUAUUAAUAAGGUGUUCACACUUGCCACAUAAUCAGUUAAAAAGAGAGUUUAAUUAUUUUAAUUGUGAUUUGACACUUCCAUUGCCAUAGUAAAAUGUGUUGAAAGGUGUUUAUUGAUAUUUAAUACACCUUCAUUAGGUAAUACAUUUGCAAUUGCAAUGUAUUCAUUUAUGCCAAAGCUUCAAAGAAAAAAGUGCUCAAUUUUUUGUGGACAUAAGCUACAUGUAUAUGUGAACCUGUUUUUUUGUUGUUAAAUGUUUUUGAUUAUUGAUUGUUUAUUUGCUACAAAGCAAUCUGUGAUAGUAUGUUUUACUUCAUUUAUAUCUCUUUCAGUGCUGGAACCAAAUUUUAAAGGCCUUUGCAAACAGUUUGGAUCCUGAUCAGACGCCACAGAACGUGGCGUCUGAUCAGGAUCCAAACUGUUUGCUAUUCUGAUAGUAUUCUUUGAAAAAAAAUCGAAGAAAAUGCUAAUUUUAGAAAUUCAGCAGACAACAUUUUAGCAGAUGACAAAUUUCCCAGCAUGCAAAUGGAUAUGAUCAGUUCUCUGGGACAACCAAUGCUUCAUGCAGAUAGGCCUGCACAGUCUGAUCUACAAUCUGGGAUUACUCUUUCCCCGUAGACUUUAUUUUUGUCUAGAAGAGACUUACUUUAUAAAACAUUCCAUGAUUGGCGAAAGUGACGUUCCUGAUUUCCUGUGCGGAUUGCACAUGUUAAUAUGGAAUUGAACUUUAAAGAUAUGGAUUAAACUCUAUUUUCCCAGAGACAUUUGUUUGCAGUAAAAUUGUCAUUAGAAAAAAAAAAUUAUUGGUACUUUCCUAUGGCAGAUACCCGAUAAUGUACCAAUAUCAUGGGAUUUUAAUUGGCAACCAGUACUUCAUAACUUGGUAUUUGUUGUUCCAUCAUGUCAUAUUUAUAUAUAUAAGUGUAAAAUGUUUUUAUGGUCUAAUAUUUUGGUUGCACAUAUUAAGAUGUUGCAAGCAUUAUACGGCUAUGUAAAGUAUGUUAUUGUAAACGUUUUUGUACUAACCGGUCAAUGUGUGUCCAUUUUUCUGUAGGGUUUUGUGUUUAUACCUGUAUGAAUUCGUUUUUAUAUGGCUUCUCAAAAUAUAUUUUAUUUAAAUAUCA
Molecule: messenger RNA, 6761 nt
Organism: Dreissena polymorpha
Lineage: Eukaryota; Metazoa; Mollusca; Bivalvia; Myida; Dreissenidae
Exons: 30
Coding region: 296-4267 (1323 amino acids)
Biological process (GO): regulation of signal transduction
Molecular function (GO): G-protein alpha-subunit binding
Source: RefSeq, a predicted model, not a curated record